GGCACUGAUGGCGGCAUGAUGGGCACUGAUAGGCAGCACAAGGGCACUGAUAGGCAGUAACUAAUGAGCGGGGGAUCUCUCCACCAGGGGUGGACUGACAACUCAUGGGGCCCCCGGGCAAUAGGGGAUCAUGGGGUCUCUGUAUCCUUGCCCAAACUCAAAAAAGCCUAUGAAAAAGGUACCAGGGGCAUCCCAUGGGGCCCCCUACUGACCCCGGGCCCUCGGGCAGUGCCCGAGUUUCCAAAUGGUCAGUCCGCCCCU
Messenger RNA from Staurois parvus, 261 nucleotides. The record is from the annotation of a GenBank genome assembly. Lineage: Eukaryota; Metazoa; Chordata; Amphibia; Anura; Ranidae.